Messenger RNA from Orbicella faveolata, 1546 nucleotides. RefSeq lists its product as uncharacterized. Gene Ontology annotation, molecular function: RNA binding. The record is from RefSeq and is a predicted model, not a curated record. Gene Ontology annotation, cellular component: ASAP complex; cytoplasm; nucleoplasm. Gene Ontology annotation, biological process: mRNA splicing, via spliceosome. NCBI's taxonomy places the organism in Eukaryota, Metazoa, Cnidaria, Anthozoa, Scleractinia, Merulinidae.
GUCUCGUCGAGCGAUUGUGGGCGACAUUUUGGAAGGGUUGUUGUAGUUCUCUUGUUGUAAAGCAAGAUUCUUUUUGUAACUAGACAUGACUGGCGGUUAUGGAGGACGGAAGCUGUUCGUAGGAGGCCUUCCUCCGAAGGUGGACGAAAAAGCCUUGCGAGAUGUGUUCUCUCGUUUUUGGCAUAUCGAAGAAGUGAUACUUGUGACAGAUCGUGAGACACAUAAGAGCCGUGGUUUCGGGUAUGUGGUAUUUACUAACGAGGAAGAUGCCAAGGAAGCCAUGGAGACAAUGGCAGGCGAACGUGGCAAGAAAUUCUUCAACCAUGUAAUGACAUUGGAGUAUGCUAGAGAUAAGGAAUCCAGUGCACCAAGGGGAGGACGAGGAGGUCGUGGAGGGAUGCGGGGAGGCUUCUCAGACAGAGGCCGGGGACCACCCCCACGUGGUCCACCAUUCAGAGGACCCCCUCCAGGAGGUCCUGCUCAACGUGGUCCUCCCAGCAGGUUAGUUUAAUAUGAGCCUAUUCAGAAGGCUUCCUUCAGGAGGUCCUGCUCAAUGUGGUCCUCCCAGCAGGUUAGUUUAAUAUGAGCCUAUUCAGAGGGCUUCCUUCAGGAGGUCCUGCUCGACGUGGUCCUCCGAGCAGGUUAGUUUAAUAUAAGCCUAUUCAGAGGGCUUCCUUCAGGAGGUCCUGCUCAAGAUGGUCCUCCUAGCAGGUUACAUGUACAUGUAGGUUUUAAAUUCAUCAGUUGGGAAAGUGACUUUGAAUGUUUCCUGGGCACCUUCAUCAAGUGAUUGGCUACGAGAUAAAAGUGCAUGGCUUUUGCUGGGUUGCCACUAACUUUUAAAGUCGGCAGCUUAGUGUUUGAAUAGGUGGCUAUUACCAUUGUUUUCUAAAUAAUCGGAUGAACAUCACAGCAGAGAAGCUGUUCCAGAUCAUGAAGUACAGGUUGUGUUUUCAUUGGUUGACAGCUUUUUUUGACAACCCUAACUUUUGCUGCCAAAUUAAAUGUGCUUUUUAUUUGAAGUCUACAAACAUUAAACAUGCAACUAAUAACAAAUGAAGGAAUUUCAACAAAAUUGCUACGAAGACUAGGAAGGAAACCUUUAUUUGACACUUUGUGAACUGCCACCUGCUGUCAUUUGCUCUGGAAAGUUUGACUUUUUUGUAUAUUUAUGCGUGCCUGUAUCAAAGCCUAACCCAUUCCUAGGUGCACUGUUUCUGCCUGGUUGAAUAGGAACAUCUCAAAAGUACACAUAUUACAUCCAAGGAAAUACCUAUGAAACUAUAGUGCCAGGGAAAUUCAAGAGCUUGUUUUAAAAAGACAACAGGGUGUUUUCAUUAUUACAGUUGCAAUUUGAAAAUAACCAGGAACCAGGAGAAAUUACACACAUAAUGAUAAACUAGGCCACUUUUAAGGUGAUUUCAUGUUGUAAGGACUUGACUAGAAAUAGCUUGAAACUAAGGACAAAUAUGUAGACAUCAUUAUUAAUUUUUUAAAAAGUCUUUUUUUAACCUAUUGAUGCCUGAAUGAAAUUGCCCGUGACCCA